Molecule: messenger RNA, 1498 nt
Organism: Amoebophrya sp. A120
Lineage: Eukaryota; Dinophyceae; Syndiniales; Amoebophryaceae
Source: the annotation of a GenBank genome assembly
AUGAAGGCAUCUUGGUCCAGUAUGCUGCGCGUUUCUGUGCCGUUUCUGCUUUCUUUAUGCUUCGUGUUUCUGGGAGAUUAUGCGGGUGCGGCCACAGCGACCCCGAUCGCUGAAGGAGAUAGAAGUGGUGAGGAUCAGAUAGUGCAAAUAGAAACGGCGGAUGGAACUGGAACAGAACAAGAACACCAUCACGAAUUUUGGGACCCAGGCGGAGAACUCGUCAUGCGAGAUAAGAUGGAGGAGGGGGAAGGAGGAGCUAGAGCUUCGUAUGGAGGUGAAGAAACAAAAAGCGCUUCAACUUCUACACCCGCAAGUGGAAAUGAGCGACCUGCUGCCUCUACCGUAUCGGUAACCGCGGGCCGCGAGCCUCGAAACAAUGUUCAUGUUGGAGGUCCUGCUUAUGUGGAAUAUAAUGACGGCACGGCUAAGCAAGUUGAAGUUCUUCGAGACGACGCCAAUUCUGUUUCAACAUCGAGAUCAAGUUCAAGACCAGGAGUGGCCCCUCCACGACCGCGAGCAACUACAUCAUCCUCGCAUGAAAACAGACCCGAGCGUGAAUCUGAGGAGGUCCGGGCGAAAAGGAGCAAAAGCAGGGACGACAAGAACGAUGGAAAGGACAGACACCGGCCCACCGCUAUGGAGCAAGCGGACCCGGCCCACUCCAUGCAUCACGACAAGGUACGGAACUUUCAAACUAUGGUCAAGUCCCCCCGCGAGCGGGCAGGCUUUUAUCUGAAUCAGGCACGAAAACCCAUGACUGUGGCGAUCGAUGAGGUGCACGAUUCCUGGUUGGAUUCAGUUCUCGAGGCGGAGGAGCUGCAUGCCUGGCAGUACGGCGCGCCCAGUAGUUUCAUGCAGCAGGUCACAGAACAAGAGGAGCAGGCAGAUAGAGCAGCGACAGAGAGAAGUACUAGAGGCACAAAGAACCACAUAAGUCGAGCUGGGUUUCGCAGGCGGGGUGAUGAUGCAAAAGCCAGCGAUAAAAAUAUUAAGGACGAGGAGGACCAAGAACGGGUGAUCCGAAUCAAGAGCUAUGAAUACGACUUAGAUGCGUACCCGAUGAGCCCCAUGGUGCCUCCUUAUCUCUGCAUCGAGCCGAAGGCCAAGGCCCCGUGCGCAGCUCGGUUCAAGAUGACAGAAUUCAAAGAGCCCGAUCACGGAGCGCCUCCCCCCAGGAUCCUCACGCCUGACCCCGAAUCCUUGGACAUUGGGGGCCAGAACGUUAAAUCGACGUUGAGUGUUUACACUAUCACAAUCGAGGCGUGGCUGCGGGAUUCGGACCGCUCCAAUAACGUGUUUGAAACGGUGAAGCGGCCGGCGACGAAUGUCGCCGAUACAGUGAAGGCAAUCUCAUCCAGUCUCUCCAGUAUGAUGCCGUCGUUUGCGACGGACCCUGACCACGACAAGAUUGCGCAAGAAAACUUCAAAGUAGCUUACAAAAACCGCGGACGCUUUCUGUUGUCCAUGCCCCAGUUUUUGGCUUUGGUGCAGAGGGGCC